Messenger RNA from Aspergillus alliaceus, 2066 nucleotides. RefSeq names its product F-box domain protein. Lineage: Eukaryota; Fungi; Ascomycota; Eurotiomycetes; Eurotiales; Aspergillaceae. The coding region runs from base 267 to 1919 and encodes 550 amino acids. Gene Ontology annotation, molecular function: protein binding. The transcript is spliced from 2 exons. The record is from RefSeq and is a predicted model, not a curated record.
UUUCAAACGGAUCCCGCACUAGAUCCAGAUAGACCAGGUCUACUUUAUCACCUACCUGGUACACUACAUUUCCACAACAUAACCCUUCCCCACAAGGAAACUCAUUUUUGGUAACGUCUUAGAUAUAUUAGUCUGCUUUCACUGGAAGACGUAAGAGACCUACAUCCCUUGAUAAUCAAGCUUUCAUAUGUUCCGAUUUCUACUAGCAAGCUUCAAACGAAUCAGCUACCUGGGGCCUGAUAAAACGAGUCCUUGAAAUCGGUGCAAUGCUCCUAAAUCUGCCCACAGAACUAAUACAGGUCAUUCUCCAACAUUCUACAACGCCGGCCUUCUUGCAGGCAGCUUUUUCUUGUCGCACACUCUAUGCCAUUGCUUCCGAAUGUCGGGAGCUUGUCUUGUACCACCUGCAUCGAACCCCUGGGCUGAACGAGGGUCUUCUAUGUUUCGAUUCAAAGCAAUUGUUCCAGGUGCUUCAGAGACGCGCAUCCCAGCAACUGUACGGUGCGCAGUUCACUGCAAAUUGCACUCACUUCAAUUUCGGGACAUCAGCCCUAGAUGUUAAAGCGUCAUCGCUGGCCCCCUCUGAUCACCAAAGCCUUGCACUUGUCCUCAAGGGCCAGGAGGACGUUCAGCUUUUCUGCUUUGAAAAUGGACAACUUCGGCUUAAAGCUUGCUUGAAACCACCCUGGCUCCAGUCAGGAGUAGUCGAGGUUUUGAAAACAGCCUUUGGUGCAGACGAUGGCCUCUAUGUCCUCCAACGCUUCACGCCUGCGGUCGAGCAGGGUAGUCUGGACUCGGAGCAUCCUUUUAUCAAGCAGGCAUUACAAUCACGUGCUAGAGGGCAGAUCUAUCUCGUUCGUUAUUCCCUCGGAUCUCGCCAUGACCCUGUUCGCAUUUGUACGUUUCCGGACCAUGCUGAGUAUGUACCUUUGGCUCUUGCCGCUGCCCAUCGAGAUACUUUUGCAAUUUCCUGGCAUAAUUCUGGCGGAGCCUACGAGGUGGUUCUUUACAAUGCACAAAACGCAUCUAGCAGCCACAGUCCGUCAAAUGUGGUCGACUUCAACUACGAUUCUUGUGUCCUUGUAGAUCGGGCUGGACCGCUUCCGGGCGAUGAUGUGUAUCUUCGUGCAAGACUGGCCGGGUCCCGUUUCAAUAAUGAGAGAGGACCUAUCGCAGACCUCGCAUUUAACGAUAGAUCAACCCAAUUACUCUAUUACCACCGAGCUCAACCCAUUUACGGGUCAUUCCAAAGGAUAAAUAUGACUUCUUUUCCAGUCCAGCCUCCACUAUAUGAAAACUCAUCCCUAGUACAAUUCUCAGGUUCUCUGAGUCUUCUCUUCUCAAUCGCAAUUCCCUUUUAUGGGACCCAUGAAACGCGAGUGGAAGAGAACGGUCAUUCCAGGUGUCACUGGAAAUACCUUGCCUUCGGAAUAGCCACUCAUCGAACAGAGGACUGGACCAUCGCCUGUUUGCUGAAAUCCGAAGCGGUCUGCUCAUCUGAGCGUUGCGGACAUGCCUUGAACCUUGAGCGCGGGCGGCGAUUUCCUGACUGGACGGUAGUUGCACGACUUUGGGGUUUCCAGGAUUCGACAAAUUCCCUUGGCUGCAAGGUUGCUGCUUCGAAGCGUGGAACACGGAUCGCUGUCGCUAAUUGGAAUGUCUUGUAUAUUUGGGCAUUGCAGCCAAGUGCACUCAUCGAGCAAAAUGCAAACGGCUAUUAUCCGCCCCUACUGCAGUCCUCAGGUUCGGGUAUGACUGAACUGCGUCCAAUCGUCCUCCCACUAGAUGCUGUCUGCUUCAAACUAAAGUUCACUGAUGCGGAAGACGAACUGUUAGCUGUCACAGACCGAGGGUUGAUGUACUGGGAUCUCAGCCCGUCAGGCAGAGGGCAAAGAAUUACAGAGCAACUAGCCACGUAGAUUCGUGAUUCGAGAUCAUAUAAUCACUAGGCACAAAAAGACACAAACAAGUGGCUACUCCUUUAACGUAUUCAAUAAAUGCUCAAUGCUAUGAUAGACUAGAGAUUCUGUCGAGAAGGAUAAAAGAGCAAGUCGAGGCGAAAUGCU